Molecule: messenger RNA, 759 nt
Organism: Rangifer tarandus platyrhynchus (Svalbard reindeer)
Lineage: Eukaryota; Metazoa; Chordata; Mammalia; Artiodactyla; Cervidae
Source: the annotation of a GenBank genome assembly
AUGGGAGCCUGUCACUUUCAGGGUCUGCUGCUCUUCUUUCUUGUAGGAGCUCCGACCUUGAUCAUGGCACAGAAAUUGUUUUGUCAAAAGGGUACUUUUGUGGGUAUCCAAGAGGAUCGAGCAAACACGUUCAACUGGACCUCAAAGAAAGUUGAGACUUGUGACAAUGGGGCAUUGUGCCAGGAAACCAUCCUGCUGAUCAGAGCUGGGACCAAGGCAGCUAUUUUGGCCACUAAGAGCUGCAGCUUGGAUGGGACACCGGCAAUAACAUUUAUCCAGCAUGCUGCAGCCCCGGGCCUAGUUGCAAUCUCUUACAGUAACUACUGCGAGGAUCCCUUUUGCAAUAACAGAGAGGGAUUAUAUGAUAUAUGGAGGACACAAGAGACUGAAGAAGAAACCCAAGGGACAACAGGCCUCCGCUGCCCCACCUGUCUGGCUCUGGGAUCCUGUUUGAGUGCUCCUUCUCUUGCCUGCCCCAACGAUACAGAUCGAUGCUAUCAAGGGAAACUUGAGGUCUCUGAAGGAAACAUCAACUCAGUUUUGGAGAUCAAAGGCUGUACAUCCAUCAUUGGUUGCAGGCUGAUGGCUGGGGUCUUUAAAGUGGGACCCCUGUGGGUGAAGGAAACUUGCCCCUUCAGGUCCAUCUCGGCCCGAAAGGUUGACAGUGGGGCCACGUGGUUUCACACUUCAGUUUGGAAGUUAAAGCUACUGCUGAUGCUGUUACUGCUUGUCCUUGGAGGGAGUGCUUCUGGUCCCUAA